Messenger RNA from Aspergillus nomiae NRRL 13137, 1146 nucleotides. RefSeq lists its product as uncharacterized. The record is from RefSeq and is a predicted model, not a curated record. Bases 1 to 1146 code for a protein of 381 amino acids. The transcript has a single exon. Lineage: Eukaryota; Fungi; Ascomycota; Eurotiomycetes; Eurotiales; Aspergillaceae.
AUGGCUGAUCAACCGCUGUUCGAUCUGAGCUCCUUUCACCCCGCCCCAGGCAUUACUCAUGUUUGCACUGCUGGGGAUAGCCUUCCACUACGAGCUCACAAUGAUGCCCUGUCAAAAUACAUGACCGACAAAGCUGGGGGACACAAAGGUUACGAAGAACAAGGCAAACUCCUCGAUAAAGCGCGGGAUUUGAUUGCCAGCUCCUGGAAAGUUUCCAGUAAAGAGAUUGGAUUCACGUCAAGCGUCGCAGAGGGGGUUUCCAUGAUUCUAGAGUCGCUGGACUGGGCGGAAGGGGAUAAUGUUUGUAUUGACGCCGAUGAAUACCCGAGCCUGGUAGCUCCUUUCGCUCUCAAAUCCCAACGGAGUCAGGAUGCAUCUAGUCACAGAACACCAGAGAUGCGGUACUGCACAGGAGAAAGUAUGAAUACCAUAGUCAACAAUAAAACACGGCUUAUCGCGGUUAGCUACGUCUCGUAUUUGAACGGGGCUCGAAUCGAUCUUUCUUUCUACCGCGCCCUUGCGGACUCAGUCGGAGCCAUUCUUCUUGUUGAUUUUACCCAGGCUGCUGGGUACAGCCCCAUCGACGCGUCGGUUGCAGAUUUUGCAUUUUCUGCCUGUUACAAAUGGCUAUUGGGCACGACGGGAACAGCAAUCGCUUUUUGGAACCAGCAGCGUCAGCCGGACUGGACGCCUGGGACAGCUGGAUGGUAUUCUCUAUCUAUGGGAGUGGCACGGCCACGGUGGGAGACGGAUCGGAUUGAUGUUCGCGAUGAUGCGAUGUGCUUUAGUCGCGGCAGCCCCGCAUACUUGUCUACAUAUAUUCUCGUGGCUGGUCUUGAAUACCUGAAUCAAUGGGCCACUUCUGACAUUGAAGUGCAUGUUCAAACACUUACUACCAAACUCCUCAAGGAGCUGGAAAGGGUUGGGAUCCAUUCAACAACUCCAAGAUCGGUGGAGCGCCACGGAGCCAGUGUCGCGGUUGACUGUGCCGGGGCUUCAGAAAUUGUGGAUGAACUACACAACAGUGGUAUUUACGCAUCCAAUGGUAAGGGACGCGUUCGUUUCAGCUUCCAUGGGUACAAUUCACUGAAGGAUGUGGAGUGGAUCAUGCAGGUGUUUCCUGGUCUGUGGAAGACGUGGAACUAG